Selaginella moellendorffii is the source of this 1306-nucleotide messenger RNA. Its product is annotated as triacylglycerol lipase 1. Bases 58 to 1230 code for a protein of 390 amino acids. NCBI's taxonomy places the organism in Eukaryota, Viridiplantae, Streptophyta, Lycopodiopsida, Selaginellales, Selaginellaceae. Gene Ontology annotation, biological process: lipid metabolic process. The transcript has 9 exons. The record is from RefSeq and is a predicted model, not a curated record. Gene Ontology annotation, molecular function: hydrolase activity, acting on ester bonds.
GGUUUAAAUAUUGUGAAGAGGGAUGUUUGAAAUUCACGGCAGGGCAGAGGGCUGGAUAUGGAGUGGAUGUGGGCAAUCGCCGCCACAGUGCUCCUCUGUCUCUCCUUACCUUCCUCUGCCUCGCUUGAUCGAGGAGCUGGCUUGUGCAGCGUCUUCGUGCGGCCAUUUGGGUAUCCUUGUCUCGAGCACAAGGUGACCACUCUAGAUGGAUUCCACGUUGCUGUCCAGCGGAUCCCGUAUGGAGUUCGCAAGGGUGGUGCCCUUCCUCGUCCGGCAGUCUUGCUCCAGCAUGGAUUGCUCCAGGGGGGCGAUACUUGGUUUCUGAAUCCGCCAUCGCAAUCACUUGGUUUUAUCCUGGCAGAUGAAGGUUUUGAUGUGUGGAUUUCCAACGGCCGUGGAACUUAUUGGAGCCGGGGUCACGAAACUCUCUCCAUACACGAUAAGAAAUACUGGGACUGGUCUUGGGACGAACUCGCAGAGUAUGACAUCCCAGCAAUACUGGAGUUUAUUCACAGCUCAACAUCUUCGGAAGUGUUUUACGUUGGCCAUUCUCAGGGCACCAUCAUAGGCCUGGCGGCGCUAACAUCACCAAAAACUUCUCGACUGGUAUCUGGUGCGGCAUUCCUGAGCCCGAUCACGUACUUGGAUCAUAUCACCUCCAAGCUCAUUCGUACUGCCGCAUUUCUUUACAUUGACGCGAUUUGCAAUGCGGUUGGUCUGUAUGAAUUCAACCUUCACAACGAAAUCGGCGUGGAGCUCGUUGACAAGGCCUGCGCAGAUCCGGAAGUGGACUGUGGAAACCUUCUGGCGGCCAUAACUGGUCCCAACUGUUGCUUCAACGUGUCGAGAAUCCCAUACUACUUGCAGUACGAGCCACAGUCCACGUCUCUCAAGAACAUGCAGCACCUCGCACAAAUGAUCCGGAAGGGCACGUAUGAGCGGUUCGACUAUGGCUGGGUGGGAAAUCUGCGAAACUACCGCCAGCUCCAUCCUCCAAAGUAUGACAUCGCCACCAUUCCUGCCCUUCCAGUGUGGAUGGCUUACGGUGGCAAGGACUGCUUGUCCGACACCAAAGAUGUCGCACACACACUGGAGCUCCUCACUUGCAACCCCAAGGUGCUGUACGUGGAGGAUUAUGCACACCUCGAUUUCAUCCUCAGCACUCGAGCGCGGGACGACGUCUACAACGACAUGAUCGCUUUCCUCAAGGGCCACUUCAGCACUAAAUGACUUGUGCGCGCGUGCGUGUAUAUAUAUACUUCGACUGUAGCUAGAAAGCUUGAUAAAUCCAAGGCAUUUGCAAGCA